AUAUAACACCUUAAAAAAGAAGGCUAUACUGAUGUAUUUUUUUAGAUAUAUAUAUAUAUGAUUACUUUCUAAAAUUCUAAAUAUUAUUUAUUCACAUUCAUUAACAGGGAAAUAAGACUAUUAAGGAUAUUAAAACAUAAGAAUGUAAUUAACCUUGUAGAUGUUUUGUAUAAUGAUGAAAAGGAGAAGAUGUACCUAGUUAUGGAAUUUUGUGUGUGUGGAUUACAGGAUAUGUUGGGAAGCACACCUCUUAAGAAGCUUCCAAUUUGGCAAGCACAUGACUAUUUCUGUCAGUUAUUGGAUGGUUUAGAAUACCUCUACAGUAAAGGAAUAGUACACAAAGAUAUAAAACCAGGGAAUUUAUUAUUAGCUUUAGAUGGUACCUUGAAAAUCAGUGAUUUUGGAGUUGCUGAGGCAUUAGAUAUGUUUUCUGAAGAUGAUACAUGUAAGAUGGGACAAGGAUCACCAGCAUUUCAGCCUCCUGAAAUUGCAAAUGGCUGUGAAACAUUUUCUGGUUUUAAAGUAGAUAUAUGGAGCAGUGGAGUUACAUUGUACAAUAUAACUACAGGUCAAUAUCCUUUUCAAGGCGAUAAUAUUUAUAAAUUAUAUGAAAAUAUAGGAAAAGGUGAAUAUUCUAUUCCUGAAGAAGUAGAAGAACCUCUAAAAUCUCUAAUACAAGGAAUGUUGCAAAAAGAUGCAGAUAAAAGAUUUACUUUGCAACAAGUUAAAAAACAUCCAUGGACUAUAUGCAGGCAUCCUAGAACACAAGAAGAAGUGCCUAUACCUCCUCUUAAAGGACAUAAAUGGCACAGUAUGACUGUACUACCGUACCUGAUGGAGUAUCAUUACGGAGGUGACGAUAAUCCUACGUAUUAUACCGAACAUCAGUUGAAUGAAGAAAAACGGCUUCAAGAAAUAGACAAAAUCAGUGAAGACCAAAAAGCCACUUGGAAUAGUCAUAACAGCAAACCAAAUUCACAUCAGAGUAAACGGAGAUGGCGUAAACCAAUUUCAUGUAUUAACGUUAAGAAAUUUCCAUCUUGUAAGCCAUCGUGAUUUGACUCAUUGUCAUGCUUAUUUUUUAUUAUAUAUUUUCCUGACUAUGUCAGAUACAAAGUUUCUCUACAAUGGAGAUGACUGAAAAUUUGAUAAAUGCUGAAAUAUGCUGGGAUAACUAUCCAGCUACAGCUCGAAUUGAAUAUGAAAUUUGAACUAUUUGAAAAAUAUUAAAUGUAAACAUUUGUGAUAUUAAUAUUAAAUAGUCAUAGUAGAUAAUUCAUUAUGAUCUAUUAAUUAUGAGGUUAAUGACUCAACAUUCAAAUAAAGUGAUUUUCUUUCAUGUGCCAUAAUGAAGUUACAAUUAUUAAGGGUAAACGUUUUUUGUACAAUCUUUUCUCUUUUUUUAAAUUAAUUUAAAUCAUAAAAAGAUAUAAAAAGUAACACUGAUAAAAUAAUAAAAUUAUUUUUAAUAUUCUUUCUACAAUCAUCAUUUUACUGUUGCUCUAUCACUCUUUCACUUUAUAAAUUAAAAAAAAAGCAUGUUACAUUGAACAAAAUAUAUGUGAGCUUUUUUACUAACUUUGACAUAUUAUAAGAGUUUGUACUCAUUUUUAUCUUUUCAGUAGAAAGCAGUUUUGUUUAUUAAAAUUUAUUUAUAUAAUGUAUUAACAAACUAUUUGUAAUAUAGAAACUUUAUGAUCGAUGUUAUAAUGGAGGAUAAAAUUAUUCGAACAUAAAAAGAAAAUGUUUGGUGCUGAUUAAUAUCAAACUGGUCACAAAUAUUGUUUCAAAUUGACAUUAAAGCUUUCCUCCAGUAUAUAUGUUUAUGUUAAAAAUAUUUUAUAUAUAAUUGUUAUUUAGAAAAUAUCUGUGUUUGUAGACUGCGUAUGUAUUAUAGUAUUAUCAUCGUGAGAUAACUUGUAAAACACUUAAUGCAAUUCUUGUAACAUGACUUAAUACAAAACAUCGAUUCUUCUAUAAUACAGGAAUAUUGAGGAUUGUUUAUAACUUAUAAUAGGUAUUAUCAAAGCGUACUUGAGUAUCAUUAAGAAUAUUGUUGAUUUAUAUGUUUACUUUUAAAUUUUGUAGUAAAUAUUCUAUAUUCAUGCUUUAAUAUUACACCAAGGAAUAUUAUAAACUUCGUGUGUAUUAAAUUUUUGUACAGGAAUUCAUUACACAAGUAUAUUUCAAGUACGAAUUGUAAAUGUACCAAUUGAAAAAUGUACAACCAGUUCAGAGUAUAGAUAUAUUACGUAUCUAAUACGCUUCCACAACACAAUUAUUUAUUCACGAAAAAAAAUAUUAACAGAAGUUUUAUUGCAGGAAUGAGAAAUUUUCUUUUUAAAAUAUGCGAAAAUCAGCGAUAUCGAUAUCGAUAUUAUUUCAAAUUGCUUAUUUCGCCUACGUAAUUUAUACAGAAAUAAAAUCAUAAUGAAAUGUUAUAACAUCACUAUCAUGUGAAUUUAAAGUUGUAGAGAAGAUGAAUAUAAAUUGUUCUCUUUCUCUUUCCUUAAUGGAAUUAAGGUGCCUAAAUACUGCCAAGUACUGAAAGCACAUGGAAAAUAAUUAUACUUUUUAUGAUUGUACAUAUUAUAAUAAACAACAAAGAAUUAUAAUUAUAUUUAGUUACAUGAACAAAAUAAUGAUAAUUAUGAAAUAGAAAUUUAUAUCAAAUUUAUGUGUUUAAUCUUGUUUUUUAUCUAAAAAUUUUUUACUGUAAAAUUUAUUGUACAUGUUAUUUUGCAAAAAGUAUGGGAUAUUAAAUAAGAAGUAUAUGAUAAUAACUUUGUGGGAAAAUAGGGAAUGAUCGUUGAUAACGUCGAAUUUAUAUAUUGCUUUGUUAAUUACAUUUAAUUGAAUACUUUGUUACUUUACUUAUAUUUUUCAAUUUAAAAAUGUGCAAAAUAAAAUUAACAAAACUGGUAGUAAAUUUAACAAAAAAAAAGAACAUAUACAUUAAAAUAUAUGCGUACUAUUUUUAUAUACUAAUAGUACAUUAUGUUUCCCAAUAUUUCUUUUUAAUUGUAAACUUUUCUUAAAAAACUAAAGAAAGUAUUAAAAUUAAUAUAAUGAUCUUUAUAACUUAUUUACUCAUCAUACUGUAAUAAAAUUUGAAACAUUUGAAAAAACUGAUCAGUAUAAAACUUAAAAAUUAUUGCAUAAUAUAAUUAAUUUGUAAUUUUAAAUUGCAAUAUAAUUGUAUUUGUAUAAAAACUAUGAAAAAAUCAAGCAAGCAACAUUAUUAUUAUAUUUCAUUUUUUAUGUACACAUUAAAGGUAAAUUUUAGAAGAUAAUAACAUUUUUUUAUCUCUAUACUCUAAUAGAUUUUAUUUAACUGUUACACAUAUUACAUAUAGUGUCAUAAAUUUAUUAUUACAAUAUAUUAACACAGAUUUAUAUUAUAUAUCUAUCAAGCAAAACAAUACAUUUGAUAUUGAUAUACAGAUUUUUUUGUAAACAAUUUAUUAAACUGUAUAUACAUAUAUCAAAUUAAAUGAAAUUAUUCAGUAAUGCAUUUACAAUAUACAGAUAAAAUUCUCUAUAAAACAUAUUAUUUAAAUAACACAAAAUAAAUUACUUAUUUUUCAGAUUUAUAUAUUACUUUAUCUGAAAUCAAACUAGUUUUCAUUUAGGAGGUAUACUUAUUAAUUGUAUAUAAUGCAAAUAUUUGCAUAUAAAUAAUUCCUGGAAUGGUUUUAUUUACCUCUAAGAGGCAUUAAUUUAUAGAUUCUAGAACAUCAAUGAUAACACAUACAUAUGUUUACAACUAGAAUUACAAUAAACUUUAAAAUAGUAAUAAAUACACAGAUUGUUGUAUAGAUGCACAUUACGUACAAAUGGAGACAUAAAAAUAUAUAUUUAUAGUACAUGUAAUAAAUUUUGCUAAUAAAUAAAUAAUUACACGUAUUACUAUGACAAUUGUUAGAAAAACAAUUGCACGAAAUAAAUAUCUACUUUAUGAUGGAAUAUAACAAAUUAAAAUUGAAGGAAGCAUUUCUGUGUUUUUUGCAAAAAUAUACACAAAUUUCAUUUUUAUACAAAUAUAAUAAAUAACGUAAACAGUAAGAAUUUCUAUAAGUAAUUUCAAAUUUUAUACAAUAAUCUAUUACGAAUAUUUAAUUUUAUCUAACGGAAAAUUUUAUUCCUUUUGACUAUUAUAUUUUCAUUUUUUUACAUUUUAUAUUUUACAUCUUUUUAAAUUAGGGAAAUUACUUUGAAAGAUAAAUUAUUAUCAAAUAAGCACGUAGAAAAACUAUAAUUAACAAAUUAUAAAUACUAUAUAUUUAACAGAAUCAUUUUAAAAAAAUAAUAGAAAACAUAAUUUUUAUAUAAAUAUUUAGAAAUAAUUAAAAUGUAUUACUUAAUUAAUAAUUUUUAUGAUAUAUAAAUACCUCGCACAAUUGUACCUGAUUUUCUUGAACUGAUAUAGAUUUAAUAUAUGUAAAUGCAAAUUCUUUUGUCACGUACGUAUUAUAUGUUAUUCCAUACGUGUUAUAUAUUGUUUCGUACAUGAUAUCUAAUUCAUUUCUACACAAAUAAUUACAACUUUAUAUACUUAUUAUUCCAAUCCACCUUCUUCUUCUAAUUUCGAUAGGAAUUUCACAACUCUAUAGUUUGGUUCCACUUGACGUGCCAUGUCUAUUAGACAUAGCAACUUCUUUAUACCAAUGAAUACUCUGAAAAAAAAUUAUGCUUUUGAUAUUUGUAUGUUUAAAACAGAAAUUGAUAUUAUUAAUUUAGAAUAAAGACAUACCGUUUUCCCUGAAGUUUGCCAUGCAAAGAUACCAGUUCAUCUUUACUAAAUAGAUCCAUUUCCUCUAAAACACUUAGGAGAUGAUCAGGAGUUGAUAAGUUAGGUACAUGAAGAGUUGUACUAAAUGCUGAUAACAUUUCCAUGUCAUCCAAAACUUGUCUAAA
Frieseomelitta varia is the source of this 4917-nucleotide messenger RNA. It is a transcript of the gene Lkb1, whose product is annotated as serine/threonine-protein kinase STK11. The coding region runs from base 190 to 1056 and encodes 288 amino acids. The transcript has 5 exons. Gene Ontology annotation, cellular component: nucleus; cytoplasm; centrosome. The record is from RefSeq and is a predicted model, not a curated record. NCBI's taxonomy places the organism in Eukaryota, Metazoa, Arthropoda, Insecta, Hymenoptera, Apidae. Gene Ontology annotation, biological process: intracellular signal transduction; protein phosphorylation; mitotic cell cycle. Gene Ontology annotation, molecular function: protein serine/threonine kinase activity; ATP binding.